Messenger RNA from Juglans regia (Persian walnut), 447 nucleotides. RefSeq names its product heavy metal-associated isoprenylated plant protein 28-like. The transcript has 3 exons. Lineage: Eukaryota; Viridiplantae; Streptophyta; Magnoliopsida; Fagales; Juglandaceae. Gene Ontology annotation, molecular function: metal ion binding. The coding region runs from base 10 to 447 and encodes 145 amino acids. The record is from RefSeq and is a predicted model, not a curated record.
ACCAUAGAGAUGCGAGUGCACAUGGACUGCGCUGGAUGCGAAAGCAAGGUAAAAGAUACGCUUCUAAAACUAAAAGGCGUGGACGAUGUUGACAUAGACAUGGCGACGCAGAAAGUGACGGUCACCGGAUGGGCAGACCAAAAGAAGGUUCUUAAGACAGUGAGGAAGACCGGGCGGAGGGCAGAACUGUGGCAGCUGCCCUACAAUCCGGAGCACUUCCACCACAGUAAUAAUUACAGUGCGGAUCAACAGCAAUAUUAUUGUAACGGGCCAAUGAAUCUUUAUGCCCCCCGGCCUGCCUCUUCCUACAACUACUACAAGCACGGCUACGACGGCGAUGCUCAUUCUUACUAUCACAAUCCUACUUCUCAUAAUUCCACCCUUUUUGGGUAUCAAACCAGUACCGCUUUCAGUGAUGAUAACCCUAAUGCUUGUUCUAUCAUGUAA